UUGGAGCCAAUUCGUCAUAAUGACGAUGCAGUUCGGAAAUUUGGUAUUCAUCAAGCGGUGCACCUAUGUCGAGAAUUAUUGAAUAAGGGUCUUACGACUUCAAUUCAUUUGUAUACUUUGAACCGUGAAUCGGCUUCUCGUGAGAUACUUCAAGAACUUGGAUUAUGGAUUAAAAAACCUAUGCGUACUUUGCCAUGGAAAUCGUUUGGCUGUAAUCAUCCGGUGCGAUAUAAAGAAACAGUGCGGCCGAUAUUUUGGUCCACUCGGCCGAAUUCUUAUGUUUUUCGUACACAGGACUGGGAUGAUUUUCCCAAUGGUCGUUGGGGAAAUAGUUCCUCGCCGGCUUUUAAUGAUCUUGCUGAUUAUUAUUUGUUCUAUUUAAAAGGUCAUCUAUCAAAGGAGGAUCAGUUAAAAAUGUAUGGAGAAUUAAAAAGUAUUGUUGAUGUACAAAAUAUUUUCGUCAGUUUUAUAUCUCAGCAACCGAAUCAAAAUGGAAUAAAAGUGACUCGAUUACCUUGGAAUGAACAGGAAAUCGGCACGCAGCCAGAAACUUCAUUGAUCAAAGAACAAUUAAUUUGGUGCAACAAGCAUGGAAUUCUCACAAUAAAUAGUCAACCAGCUGUAAAUGGUGCAUCGAGCACUGAUCCUUUGGUUGGAUGGGGCAAACCAGGUGGUUAUUGCUAUCAGAAAGCUUAUCUCGAAUUUUUUACAUCUCAAAAGAAUACUGAAUCUCUUCGCCAACUAUUACCAUUAUACCCUCGCCUUAGUUGUCAAAUAAUUAAUCAUAAUGCAACAAUUGAUUGGACUAAUGGAGAAUCUACGAUGCCUAUCGCUGUUACGUGGGGAGUAUUUCCGGGUUCAGAAAUCGCCCAACCAACUGUCGUUGAUCCACUUUCAUUUCGAGUUUGGAAAGAUGAAGCUUUCGAAACUUGGAAUAAUUGGUAA
This is a messenger RNA of Dracunculus medinensis (Guinea worm), 945 nucleotides long. Lineage: Eukaryota; Metazoa; Nematoda; Chromadorea; Rhabditida; Dracunculidae. The record is from the annotation of a GenBank genome assembly.